Molecule: messenger RNA, 579 nt
Organism: Cylas formicarius (sweet potato weevil)
Lineage: Eukaryota; Metazoa; Arthropoda; Insecta; Coleoptera; Brentidae
Product: PBAN-type neuropeptides-like
Exons: 3
Coding region: 13-465 (150 amino acids)
Biological process (GO): neuropeptide signaling pathway; pheromone biosynthetic process
Molecular function (GO): neuropeptide hormone activity
Source: RefSeq, a predicted model, not a curated record
CGGUCUCUCAACAUGGGUUACAUUGGUAUUUUUGGUUGCUUAGUACUAUUCUGUAUUUUAUUUCAUCAUGCAGUGGACGCUACCGACAACUCAUUCGAGUUGGGAGAGAACAGACGGAAAGACGCCUAUCCCAUGUGGUUCGGUCCGAGGGUGGGGCGGAAAAAACGAAACCCCAUCGAGAAAAUUUACAGGAGCGACAAAAACCACCAGCCAGCCGAAAUAAUAGACGUCCUCAAAGAAUCACCGCUGGUGGUCGUAGCUGUCAAAGAAGGUAAGCAGCACAACUUCAUACCGAGACUGGGACGAGAUUCGGGGGAAGAUGUGCCGUGGUUACAAGAGUCGGAUAUCGAAGGGGACGUGAUGACGCCGAGAUCAUCGGGAUCAUUGUUCGCACCCAGACUGGGCCGGACCUUAUCUCCGUAUACGCCACGAAUGGGAAGAAAUAGCGAUCUCGAUCUAAAUUAAGCAAAAAAUGUCAUUUGAAAGUUGAUAACCAUAAACUAUAACUAGUAAUAAUAAUAAAGUGACUUUAAAUUCGUAAUAAACAAUUUCCAAAGCGAUACGUGUUGCGUAUGAACU